CACGGGUUCUUAUACACCGACGGGGCGGCACUCGGUUUCUGUGGAGGACCAAAUGCAGAAACAGAGAGAGGACAGAGACUCUUACACGCAAGCCCAGAGGCAAUACAACUCCUUACCGCGACAACCACGUAAAAACCCUAGCACCGUGUCUCAAGACUCUUGGGAUAAAGUCUAUCCUCCCGGCGAGGUCUUUCAGUCCGCCAAAGAGAACCCGCGCUACUCCAGCUACCAGGGAUCCCGCACUGCCAAUGGCUACCUGGGCGCCGCCGCCACGGGCCUGAACGCUCGUGUCCUCCUGGAGACCCAAGAGCUCCUUAGACAGGAACAGAGACGAAAGGAGCAGGAGGCUAAAACCAAGCUACCUACUAUGGAGGAGACACCAACCCCAGGCCAAACCCCUGUUCCUGCUCCACCCAAAGGCCCCUACCGACAAGACGUGCCACCCUCGCCCACCCAACUCGCCCGGCUCAACCGUCUACAGACCCCUGAGAAGGGCCGCCCCUUCUACUCCUGAGAUGAGAGAUCAAAACUGUAGGAAAAACUAUGUGACAGCAAUAAUAUUGAAUGGCGAGAGACAGAGCUAUAAUAUGGAGACUGAAUGGAGAAUUCUGGGUAAUUGGUUUUGGAGGUUUUUCUGAGUUUUUUUUUUUUUUUACUCCAGUAUGAACUCUUUGUACACACUGAAGAUCUUUGUCAACUAUCCAUCACCCAUUCCUGCUUUUGACAAAUGUGUGUGUGUGUUUGUUCAAUUCAUUGAUGUUAUGGCACUAGGUACUCUUGACAAUCACAUGACAGUCGCCCGAGGCUUUGAUACAUGGUUGUU
Sinocyclocheilus grahami is the source of this 823-nucleotide messenger RNA. RefSeq names its product partitioning defective 3 homolog. The record is from RefSeq and is a predicted model, not a curated record. The transcript is spliced from 2 exons. Gene Ontology annotation, cellular component: apical junction complex; adherens junction; cell cortex. NCBI's taxonomy places the organism in Eukaryota, Metazoa, Chordata, Actinopteri, Cypriniformes, Cyprinidae. The coding region runs from base 53 to 514 and encodes 153 amino acids. Gene Ontology annotation, molecular function: phosphatidylinositol binding. Gene Ontology annotation, biological process: intracellular protein localization; establishment or maintenance of epithelial cell apical/basal polarity; establishment of cell polarity.